ACUGAGCUAACCAGAAUUGCCACAAGGAUGGGAGUAAUUGUAAGAUUUUGGAGAGUUUCAAUAGCAUGCCUGUGCCUUGCUCUGUCAUUGGCACAAGAUAACUCACUAAAAUGAGUUCUUAUCUUCAACCACGUCCCAAGUGAAGUCUAAGGUUUCAAUUUCCAAGGAAAAUUUGGACAAACUUCAACUGUUUGUGGAUGGUCUAGUGAAAAUAUGGACACUUAUGGAAUGAGGAAAAACUCAAAUUGGGACUAUGGACAUCCAGGUCAGACUAUUGUGUACGCACUGAACACCUCCACUAAGAGAUCAUUCCUCGUGGCCUCUCAAGCAUUCAUGAUCUGCUACCUGAUGUCAUUGAAUUGACUGAUGACCUUGAUAUCGAACUAUAACUGCUUACCCAGCCAAGCAGAAAGAAAAUAAAGUAGGUUUAUGAAGUAGGGAUGCUAGCAUGUGCUCAAACAAAGAAAUGGAAAAUUGAGCAGCGGUUGAAUGAGCACUCGUGGUUGUUAGGAACUGACUUGUAACACAACCUUUUGGCUGGAGACAUCAAUUUGCUCAGUUGGUUGGAUGGCUGGUUUGUGAUGCAGAGUGAUAAUGUGGGUUCAAUUCCUCCACCAAGUUAUUAUGGAAGACACCUUCUCAGCCACUCUCCUUGCCUGAGGCAUGGCAACCUCUCAGAUUUUACUGGUUACCAAUCUCUGAACGAAUCCAAUGUCAAACCGAGUAUACGCAGAUCCAAAAGGCAAUUAUGAUGACUAUCAGUAUCCAGUAGUAUUUUUACCACCAUAUGAAAAUCCACCUCCUUGGAUCCCUUUGCAGGAGAGGUUACAUCACUCAGAUUACAACAAUGAACUGAUCCAGUUUUUACCUCGAAUAAUCCAGUUGAAGAAACCCUCUGGAGCUCAGCUGGGAUUCAACAUCCGAGGGGGCAAGGCCUCUCAGCUUGGCAUCUUCAUAUCUAAGGUGAUUCCUGAUUCCGAUGCAGAUCAUGCAGGGCUGCAGGAGGGCGAUCAGGUCCUUGCAGUGAAUGACAUUGACUUCCAGGACAUAGAGCAUAGCAAGGCUGUUGAGAUCCUGAAAUCUGCCAAAGAAAUUACCAUGAGGGUUCGUUACUUUCCAUACAACUUUCGCAGGCAGAAGGAAAGGACAGUUCAUUAAUCGGAGGUCCUGCCUUAGAAAUUAUUGAAAAGUUUGGUACUUGGAAGAUGUCUGGUCGACUGGCUCAAUAUCUAGAGAGAUUCUGAAAUUGGGUUUUCUGGUUUUUUUUGGACAAAUUUGAAAAUGAAAUUUGGGAUUUGUAAAUAUACCUCCUGCAUUUUAUAUUUAACAUUGCUAGGAUUUAUAGUCAAUAUAUGUUAGUGUAAAUUGUUGGAGAAUUGAGAACAUUUUGGGGAAACUUCAAUGAUGGAGAACUCUGUGAACUGAAACUCAGACAGUGCCUGGUUCUGCAACUGUCAUGGGAAUCUAAAAGGAAUCUUAAACCUGUUAUCGUCAGAAGCCCCAAUCGUUGCUACUGCUUUGCUUAUCCCUAUGUAGGAUUGUCUUUUAAGGAUCCUUCUGACUUUUAGUUUUGUUAUAAAAUGUUGAAGUCUGUUGAUUCAAUACCACAUCUCGCAACAAUAAGGGCACAACCUUCUCUGUCAACGCCACUGUUUGUAAUGGUUUCUACAGGCUAUGUAACCAAGAAACUAAUUUUUUUUUAUGUUUAGCACAGUAAGCAAGAUGUCUGCACUUAAUUAGUAUAUCUUUCAAAGCAAUAAUGUCAACAGUUACAACCAUCCAGAUGAUAUUUAAUGGAUGGUAGAGAGCAUCGAUAGUUGAGAUGAACACGUGGACUGUCACACAGCUUUGCUUGACCCCAUCAGUUUCAGUUUUCCCACUACAGAUAGUUGCAGUUAUACUAUCAUGAAGCAAUUGCGGAAAUUGUGGUGAAGGCUCUUGGAAAUCUAAAGUUUUAGAACAUGAACUUCUCAAUUUAUUGAAUCAAAUUCUUGAUCAGAAAGAUUAAUAUAAUGCGUGUUUUUUUUAAUUUUUAUUUGCUUGGAUGUACCUGGUAACAGAGGUUAUCUGGAAUGUCUGAAGCUAAAAUGUUCUCUUUGGGAGAAAUUCCUCACACACAGGAAGUAAGUGAUUCAGGAAAAUGCAUGUCAGGAUCUUCUCUGUUACAGGCGAGAGGGGAAUUUCUUGAUGGUUUCCACAACAUGCUUUAAUCUCUCUUCUUGAAGAUAUUUACUAUAUGCAACAAUUGUAACUAUAAUUUUGGGGUAUAUGGUGGAUAAUACAGAAUAAAUAUUUGUUAAAACUUUUGAA
Molecule: messenger RNA, 2310 nt
Organism: Chiloscyllium plagiosum (whitespotted bambooshark)
Lineage: Eukaryota; Metazoa; Chordata; Chondrichthyes; Orectolobiformes; Hemiscylliidae
Gene: pdzd11
Product: PDZ domain containing 11
Molecular function (GO): protein binding
Source: RefSeq, a predicted model, not a curated record